Messenger RNA from Helobdella robusta, 831 nucleotides. RefSeq lists its product as hypothetical. The transcript is spliced from 2 exons. The record is from RefSeq and is a predicted model, not a curated record. Bases 1 to 831 code for a protein of 276 amino acids. Lineage: Eukaryota; Metazoa; Annelida; Clitellata; Rhynchobdellida; Glossiphoniidae.
AUGCACAGCAAACAGCUCGGGUUGACUGAGACCAUGCGAGUAGAGAAAUAUUUUGAGAGGCCAUAUGUCAAGGUAAAAAUUCAACCCGGUCCAGUGUGCGAGGCUUUGGUGGACAGCGGUGCUGAGGUAUGUGGGAUUUCACAGAAGUUAUGCCAGGAGUUGAAUCUACCCAGUUUGGGAACUGAAAGGAUCAAGGGAUGGAAUGGACAGGUGGCUGAGGUGGAUGCCACAUGGGUAACGUUGACUCAGGGAGACAAGGCUGCUACCCCUGGCGUCCGGUGUCACGAGAGAUACAAUAAAAUUCAGAACCGUGACGUUGAUGACGAGAAAGAUGAUGAAGCUUGUGAAUUUAAUAAUUGUAAAUUAGAUGGCAGUGUAAUAAUAAAUAAAAUUCAGAACCGUGACGUUGAUGACGAGAAAGAUGAUGAAGCUUGUGAAUUUAAUAAUUGUAAAUUAGAUGGCAGUGUAAUUACAGAUAAAAUUCAGAACCGUGACGUUGAUGACGAGGAAGAUGAUGAAGUUUGUGAAUUUAAUAAUUGUAAAAUAGAUGACAGUGUAGUUGUGGAUGGAGUUCCUAAUCGAGAUGUUGAUGAGGAGAAAGACGAUGAAGGUAGUGAAAAGAGUUGCAAGGUUAUGAUCAAGGAUACAGGUAGAGCUGAUAUUAGUCAGGAGAAGAAGGAUUCCGCAGUGAAUAAAAUUAAUAAAUAUAAAUUUGAACUUGGUGAAGUUGGUAGUUCCGGUAUUGGGCUUGUGGACAGAUCAAAUAUUGUCGGUUGGGAUGUAAACUAUGUUGUGAGAGUGGCUGAAAUGACAAUCGACCGGGGUGGAUGA